Etheostoma spectabile (orangethroat darter) is the source of this 3036-nucleotide messenger RNA. RefSeq names its product collagen alpha-1(XXI) chain. The coding region runs from base 85 to 3036 and encodes 983 amino acids. Lineage: Eukaryota; Metazoa; Chordata; Actinopteri; Perciformes; Percidae. The transcript has 30 exons. The record is from RefSeq and is a predicted model, not a curated record.
AGUGGCAUUCAUCAUUGCCUACUGGCAGCUGAAAGAGAAAGCCAGGUUGGACUGGACCCAGGUAGACCGCUCUCCUACGGAGCCAUGUUGCUGUGGUCAUUAUGGAGUUCAAUAUUGCUACUGACCCCUCUGAAGGCUGCAGAAGAGGAAGAUGUCCGUGCAGGCUGCAGCACAGCUGUAAAUGACCUGGUCUAUAUUGUUGAUGGCUCAUGGAGUGUUGGCUUCUCUGACUUUGACACGGCCAAGCAGUGGCUCAUCAACAUCACCAGCCAGUUUGACAUCAGUUCCCACUACACACAGGUGGCUGUGAUUCAGUACAGCGACACUCCUCGUCUGGAGAUUCCUCUGGGGAAACACCAGGGUGGAGGGCAGCUCAUCCAGGCCAUACAGAGCAUCACCUACCUGGGAGGAAACACACAGACUGGCAGGGCCAUCAAGUUUGCCGUGGACCAUGUCUUCUCUUCCUCCCAAAGAUCCAGCCAGGUCAAGAACCGCAUCGCUGUGGUGGUUACUGAUGGCAAAUCUCAGGAUGAUGUGGUGGAUGCCAGUAUGGAGGCACGAGCUCAGGGCAUUACAGUAUUCGCUGUUGGAGUUGGCAGUGAGAUCACCACAUCGGAGCUUGUAUCCAUCGCCAAUAGACCAUCAUCCACCUAUGUCCUUUAUGCCGAAGAUUACACCACCAUUGACCAUAUUCGAGAGUCCAUGGAGCAAAAGCUCUGUGAAGAGUCUGUGUGUCCAACGCGAAUCCCGGUGGCAUCUCGUGAUGAGAAAGGCUUUGAGCUGAUGCUGGGCAUGAAAAUUCAGAAGAAGGCCAAGGAGAUCCCUGGCUCUCUAGUUUCUGAGGCAGCCUACGCACUGACUGUCUCCACAGACAUUACUGAGAACACCAGGGAUAUUUUCCCAGAAGGCCUCCCUCCAUCCUAUGUGUUCGUAGCGACCCUGCGUCUAAAGGGGUCUUCUAGCAUGCUGACCUUUGACCUGUGGAGGGUGCUGUCUAAAGAUAAAGAGAUCCAGGCCGCAGUGACACUAAAUGGAAAGGACAAAAGUGUCAUCUUCACCACCACCACCACCACCACCACCAGUAUCACAGAAAAGGAGCAGAGUGUCACCUUUAAAGCAGGCUUUCAGACUCUGUAUGAUGGAAAGUGGCAUCAGCUGAAACUCCUGGUAAGACCCCGCCAGGUCUCCAGUUUCCUUGACGAUCGGCACAUCCAGGAUAUAAUGCUGAAACAGGUGGAGCCUAUUUACAUCAACGGGGAGACACAGGUUGCUAAAAGGCGAGGAACAGACAUCACUGUGCCUGUGGAGAUUCAGAAGCUGCGUCUGUACUGUGAUCCCCAUCAGAGUGAGAGAGAAACAGCUUGUGAGAUCUACUCCGUGGAUGAUGAAAGGUGUCCUCUGAAUCGGACAGCCACAGUGGAGGAAGAAGACUGCAACUGUGCCGUCAGUCCACAAGGGCCGCGCGGCCUGCCAGGACCCAUGGGUUUCCGAGGCGAAAAAGGGAGGGAAGGACCACCAGGACCUGAUGGUAAGCCUGGUAAAGAUGGGGAACCUGGGGAAUCUGGCCUUCCUGGAUUACCAGGGAUGAAGGGUGAAGCUGGCCCGGCAGGACUAAGAGGGGAGCCCGGUCUAAAAGGUAGCAAGGGAGACAGAGGGGAACCAGGCUCAUCAGGAGAACCAGGACCCCCAGGACCCAUGGGUCUUCCUGGUGAGAGAGGCGAGCUAGGGCCUCCAGGACAAGCUGGACCAGUGGGGGAGCCAGGACUACCAGGCACCGGCGGACUGAUUGGGCCACCAGGACCAAAGGGAGAGAAGGGAGUCAGUGGUGCUGCUGGAGCUGCUGGAGCUCAUGGCGCCCCGGGCGAGAGAGGCUUGCCAGGGCCACAAGGACCACCUGGACUAACUGGAACUCUGGGAACCCAGGGCCCCCGGGGACUGCCCGGAGAGAUUGGCCAAGAUGGUCCCAAGGGGACGUCUGGAGACCCAGGGGUCACAGGUCCUAUUGGUCCACCAGGCCAGAAGGGCUCAAGAGGAGAGUCAGUUUUCCAGGGCCGCCGGGUGCCAUGGGGAUGCCAGGGUUCAAAGGUCACAAGGGGGACAGAGGUGAGACGGGCUCUAAAGGACACCAGGGGGAGCCAGGCAGAGAUGGAGAUCCAGGGACUCCUGGUGUACCUGGAACGGUCCAGCGGAGCGGCGCCGAGGGAACUAGCCAGACAAGGAAAACGAGUCUACAGGCCCUCAAGAACCACCGCCACAGCCUCCCACCGUCAUCCUCCCAUCGAUCCAUCCUCCCCACCUUUCAUCCUCCCCAUUCGUCAUCCGCCCCAAGGGAGUCAUCCUCCCAUCGUCAUCCUCCCACCUUCAUACUCCCAUCGUCAUCCUCCCACUGUCAUCCUCCCACUGUCAUCCUCCCACCGUCAUCCUCCCACGCAUCCCCGUCAUCCGCCCAUCGUCUCCAUCAUCCCCACCUUCAUCCUCCCACUGUCCUCCUCCCACCUUCAUCCUCCCACCGUCAUCCUCCCAUCGUCAUCCUCCCACUGUCAUCCUCCCGCCGUCAUCCUCCCACUGUCCUCCCGCAUCCCGUGUCUCCAUCCAUCCCCAAACUUAACAGGAGUGAUAGGUGACGUUGGCCACAGGGGGCCUGAAGGAAAGAAAGGGGACAUGGGCCACAUGGGUGCUGUUGGCCCCAGGGGAUUUCCUGGUCAUGACGGGUUUCCAGGCCAACCAGGCCAACCAGGAUAUCCUGGGAAACCUGGCAAGCCUCCUUCAGAUGAACAUCUUCUAAAGCUCUGCACAGAUGUUCUGCGUAAUCAACUCCCAGCACUACUCCAGACCCUGGCCCCCCCAGCUAGGUGUGAACCAUGCCAGAGCUUGAAGGGACCCGCAGGCGAGCCAGGAGCCUCAGGACCCAAAGGCUCCAUGGGCACUCCAGGCUACCCUGGCAGGAGUGGCACUCCCGGUUACCCAGGACCUUCUGGAAUGCAGGGCCCUGCAGGCCUCAAAGGUGAUAUGACCCAUCCUCUUUUAAGGGAAUAA